GUCAGUACCAGCGCGCGUGGACUGCAGCAGGUCCGUCGGAUGCACAGUGCUUCGCAUCGCUUCGUGGAUUACAACGACAUUAAUGUGUACUUUGAACAUUUUGUUGUAUUUUAUUGUGGCUUUAUUAGUGUGUUCAAGGGAGGAUCCGUGACUGUGCGGUGUUCAUAUUUUUAUGCGCUAUUUCUUUCACAUUGAGAAAAAAUGUUGGCCAUGAACAGGAAUUUCGCUUCAGUUUUGAACGUACGAUUUGGAUUAGUGGUUCCCUCCAUCAUGCCGGAGUUGGUGGACAAGCUACUGCUUCAGAGAGUGUGAGCUCCACUGAACUGCGGGGAUGAACAUGCCAUUGCACCAGAUCUCUGUCAUCCCUCGUGAUGUCACUUCCUCCCGGUUGUCCAGCAGUGGGAAGGCAAAAGAGAAAGACAAACAGAACGAGAAACCGCUUGGUCAUUCUGCUAGCAGGUCCAGCAACAUUUCAAAGGCAGGAAGCCCAACCUCUGUUAAUGCGCCAUACAGCUUCCCGAGAACUUCAGUGACGCCCUCAAACCAGGAUAUCUGCAGGAUUUGUCACUGUGAGGGGGAUGAAGAAAGCCCACUGAUAACACCCUGUCACUGUACUGGAAGUCUGAGGUUUGUCCAUCAGUCCUGCCUGCAGCAGUGGAUCAAGAGCUCAGACACGCGCUGCUGUGAGCUCUGCAAAUAUGACUUCAUCAUGGAGACCAAACUCAAGCCCCUACGCAAGUGGGAGAAGCUUCAGAUGACAGCCAGCGAGAGGAGAAAGAUCAUGUGCUCUGUCACUUUCCACGUCAUCGCCAUCACCUGUGUGGUCUGGUCGCUCUACGUCCUCAUUGACCGCACGGCGGAAGAGAUCAAGCAAGCCGGGAGAAUACCAGGAAUAUUGGAAUGGCCUUUUUGGACCAAACUGGUGGUGGUGGCCAUAGGCUUCACUGGUGGACUAGUGUUCAUGUACGUGCAAUGCAAAGUCUACAUGCAGUUGUGGAAGAGACUGAAGGCUUACAACAGAGUAAUAUAUGUGCAGAACCGUCCAGAGACCUGUAAAAAGAAUGUUUUCGAUAAGCCCUCUCUUCUGGAGCCGAACCUGGAGAAUAAAGAGGCCCUCGGCCCGGCGCAGUCAGAUACAAACUCUUCGCAGUACACAGAGACAGAAGACUACAGUAUGGAGAUUCUGCACGUUUGAGCAUUUGGCCCACAUACUGUGCACCCUCUGGUGGAAAGACUCGUGCAUUGCAUCCUCCAGGACACAAGGGGGUACCGGGCACACAGACUGAGACCGAACUCAUUUUGUGUUUAGAUGUUCUUUUUUCUUCGUUUGUCGGAUCUGUUCCUGUAAGUUGUCGGCUAACCAUAACGAAUCGGUGUGCGCUAGAUCUUGAAUCAUUCCAACUACUGCCGUUUGUACCGCUGUCGUACAUGAUUUGAAAUUAAUCCACCAUUCGAGGUGUGUUUGUGUGGGCGCACUGGUUCUAAUGAAGUCCAUAACGAUGCAUAUAAGCACUUUUUAUUUCCCUGUUCUGAAGACCACUCUUUUAAAUUCCUUUAUACGUGAAUUCAAACCAACUUGAAGAUUUGAGAAUAAGAUGUCACAUUUUAUACAGUAGUUGCAUUUGUAUCUCAGAGGACCUUUUUGGAUGGAAAACAAAAAGAAUCUGAAGGAGCAAUGAGGGAAUAUUUAUGUCUUAUUAUGUAACCAUUCCACUUUACAUAAACUACAAAAACUUUGUUUAAAAAAUAAAAAUAUGUGUUAUUGUGAAAUUGAAAUGACCCAGAUUUCGUCUGGAUCAUUUAAAGGCUAAAACUAUUUAUCAAGGGCUAGAUUUAUUAAAGCUAUCAAAACAAAGUCUUUGCAAAAACAGUACCAUAAAUUAAUGGCUAUGCUACUGAUUUUUGCAUUUGUUUAAAAUACUUUAGUAAAUCAGGCCUUUAGUGUAUGUUGGCUUACAGAAUGUAAUAUUUAGUUUUACCAGUCAUGUGACCUUUUUUUAAGGUAAUGAUCUCCAGUGUAGCAUCAUGCAACCUUGGCAACGAAUGAAAGUUUCUAUGUCUUCAUUGGUUUGUAUAAUUUUAAUUAUCCUUUGGGAAAUUUGCGAGUUGUAAUGUUUUCCAAACACAUUUUGUUUUUCCAUAAAUCAGUAAAAAAAUUGACAUCUGGCACAAAUUGCUGUUUUCUGCUGUCCGCACCUUCUUAAGUUGCUGUGUAAAAUUUAGGUUGGUUUUUAAAUCGUAGCUUGAACAGCAGAAAUGGCAGAUUAAAUUAUUAAUUAGUAUUAAAUAAUGUUCUAGAUAAUAAAUAAUGACUUGAAUUAGCCAAUCUAUUUACAUUUAUAUAUGUUAUGCUUGUUGGCAUAUAUGUUGUUUUAAAACAGGCAUAGCAGAUUUCCCAUUGGUAUUAUUUCAGGUUGUAUUUAUUAGGUAUGUUUUUUUAGUGUUUUUAAGUGGCUUUAAAUGUUGGAAAAUAGCCAUGUUAGUUUUGGCCUUCGUUCUAACAUUUUCUUUUUAAUGACCUUGACAUGCACCUUUGCUGGAUAUCCCCAACAAUAAUAUACACAUGCACUGCUUCUUAUGAAAUAUGUGUUUUGAAUCAUUUACGAUCUGUUUUUUUAUCAACCCACUUCUGCCAUCUAGAGCUACUGCACAAACAAUGCACAUUCAUAAUUUUUAUUCUCUUUCUGACCAAUAAAAUAUGAUCAAUGUUCUGUUUGUUAUUGAUAUAA
Molecule: messenger RNA, 2729 nt
Organism: Paramisgurnus dabryanus
Lineage: Eukaryota; Metazoa; Chordata; Actinopteri; Cypriniformes; Cobitidae
Gene: marchf8
Product: membrane-associated ring finger (C3HC4) 8
Molecular function (GO): zinc ion binding
Source: RefSeq, a predicted model, not a curated record